Molecule: messenger RNA, 387 nt
Organism: Penicillium coprophilum
Lineage: Eukaryota; Fungi; Ascomycota; Eurotiomycetes; Eurotiales; Aspergillaceae
Exons: 2
Coding region: 1-387 (128 amino acids)
Source: RefSeq, a predicted model, not a curated record
AUGGCUCCAGAAAGCAAUGAGCCGGAGGCUCCCGCCUCCACUUCCACCUCCGCCCCGCCCUCGGACCCGGUCAAGCCCAAGUUGAAGAUCAAGGGCCCCGCCAAGGUCGAGACCAAAGCAGUCCACAGGGCCAGUGAGCAAGAGUUUCUCCUGACCCUCCUUGGAACCACCAAGGCCGAUUACGAACUUGCGGCCACACGCCUGGGCGUCAAAACACCAGCCUGCCGUAUGCGCUUCAUCCGUCUCCAGCAAAAGUACGGCUUUAAAGAAGUCGGCCCCAAGCGGACCCCACGUGGAAAGAAAGAAGCUGCCGAUGCCACCAACGAGGCAGAUGCUGCGGAGGACAAUGUCGACGAGACUGAAUUGAAGGAUAGCAGCAAUGAAUAA